Messenger RNA from Chlamydomonas reinhardtii, 381 nucleotides. RefSeq lists its product as uncharacterized. NCBI's taxonomy places the organism in Eukaryota, Viridiplantae, Chlorophyta, Chlorophyceae, Chlamydomonadales, Chlamydomonadaceae. The record is from RefSeq and is a predicted model, not a curated record. Gene Ontology annotation, biological process: protein phosphorylation. The transcript has a single exon. Gene Ontology annotation, molecular function: protein kinase activity; ATP binding. Bases 77 to 331 code for a protein of 84 amino acids.
GCUACUUCAUUGUGGCCUUUGCAUUCCAUCCGCCAAGUAUUCACGCUGCCCGACUGCCGCCGGCCCCAAACAACGCAUGUACCAAGUGCUGGUGGGCUUCACGCCCUUCCCAGCCGGGCCGCCGCCCAUGCCCCGCCCCGGCGGCGCCGCUGCGCCCGGUGCUCCAGAGCCCGCCGACGCCCUUUGCUUCCCCUCCAGCGUCAGUGAGUCGGCCCGCGCGUUCGUGCGGGACUGCCUGCGGCUGCACCCCGGCGACCGACCCACGGUCCGGCAGCUGCUGAACCACAACUGGCUGGGUGCUCAGGGCACCGCACCGGUGAGUGUGUGCUAGCGACCCGCUGGGAAGGGCGGCAGUAGAGGCUUUUGUAAAUGGAGAAGAAA